Bombyx mori (domestic silkworm) is the source of this 2318-nucleotide messenger RNA. RefSeq names its product zonadhesin. The transcript has 11 exons. The record is from RefSeq and is a predicted model, not a curated record. The coding region runs from base 106 to 2157 and encodes 683 amino acids. Lineage: Eukaryota; Metazoa; Arthropoda; Insecta; Lepidoptera; Bombycidae.
AACAAAUAAAUUUUUUAAAACUUUAUCGGUACUUAUUUGCGCGAUACAUUUUAAAUACAAGUGCGCAACGCUGAAUUGAACACAACUGACAAACAUCUCGUUGAAAUGGGACGUUUUUGUUUUAUCGUAUUAACUGCAGCGUGGCUCGUCGUCGCUAAGGCAGAUGCGACUGACGACGUCACGGAGCCUCCUUGUGCGGACAGCGAGAUAUUAGACAAGUGCCCCGUGGACUGUCCUUCUGAUUACUGUCCAACGAGCCGAUGCGAUGACCAGUCAAGCUGUCCGAAGCCUGCGAGCGCCGACUGUCCAGCGCCAGCCUGCAAAUGUAGAUUUAACUACAGACGCGCAGCCAACGGAACGUGCAUACCGACUAGAGAAUGCCCUCCUUUCGAUUGUGACGGUGAUAAUGAAGAGUACAAUCCCUGCCCUCCUUUCUGCCCCGGAGAGAGCUGUUCGCAGGCGACGGAGGAUGGGGAGUGCCAUCUUGUUGGAAGAAUAGGCAUCGUAUUGCCGUGCAAACCAGCCUGUAGAUGUAAAAAGUACUUCUGGAGACAGGACGGAGUCUGUGUGCCAUACGAACAAUGUACUACUUGUCCAGAAAACGAAGAACGCACCUGCCUUCAAGGUUUAUGCAGACCUCAGAAGUGCAUCGAAAAAAAUGAUAUCAUCUUCUGCCAAUUAGUUGAUGAGGAGAAGUGCGAAUAUGGAUGUGCCUGCAAAAUAGGAUAUCUGAGAGACGAAAAUGGAACUUGUAUACCGCAAGACAAGUGUCCAACUGUGCCUUGUCCAGUGAAUGAAUACUUCACGAACUGCGCUAAGGGCAUGUGUCGUCAGGAGAACUGCACAGAGCUGGGCAAGUUGUCUGAAUGUAAAACGCAAUCGACAGAGCUGUGCGAGCCGGGCUGCGUUUGUGAAGGGGGCUUCUUGAGAUCAAAAAACGGAACGUGCGUAUCUAUCGAUGAAUGCCAUAGGGAACUAUGUCCCGUGAACGAAGUGUACUCGAGCUGUCGACAGCCCAAUUGUAAUUCUGAUAAAUGCGAGUACAAAUACAGGUCACAGUCGUGUCCCUCGGACGAACCCUGCGAAGUCGGUUGUGUUUGUAAAAGAGGAUUUCGUAGGGCUGACAAUGGCACCUGUGUCGAUGAAAGAGAUUGUGAAUCCCAGCUUUGUUCAGUAAAUGAACAGUAUUUAAGUUGCAUCCAAGCUGUUUGUCGGGUCGAGAAGUGUUCAGACCUGGGGGGAUCCCUCAGUUGCAAGGGGGUGUCGGAAAGGGAAUGCGUCGGUGGCUGCGUCUGUAAGGACAACUACUUCCGAGCUAAAAACGACACUUGUAUUAAACUCAGUGAUUGUGACGCUGACCUUUGCUCUGAAAAUGAAAUACACGUGAACUGUGUCCUAGCACAGUGUGGCCCAAUGACGUGCUCAGAGAAGGACGGUCCUAUGUACUGCCCAUCGGUGGACCAAAAGUCCUGCAAAGCCGGAUGCGUGUGUAAAGAGGGAUAUCUAAAAGACGAUAGCGGUAAAUGUGUCGCCCGAGAAAAUUGCCCAAAUUUACCGAGUUGCACACGGCCCCACGAGAAACAUGCCUUCGUGAUGGAUUGUCCGCCCGAACGGUCGUGCAAAAACAGAGGGAUCAAGUUCAGUUGUCUCGCCGACCAGAAACGUGAACAGAAAUGCGUUUGUGACGAAGGCUACGUACGGAACGAAAGUAACGAAUGUAUAGAAGAGGAAAACUGUGUACCGAGUUGCACACGGCCCCACGAGAAACAUGCCUUCGUGAUGGAUUGUCCGCCCGAACGAUCGUGCAAAAACAGAGGGAUCAAGUUCAGUUGUCUCGCCGACCAGAAACGUGAACAGAAAUGCGUUUGUGACGAAGGUUACGUACGGAACGAAAGUAACGAAUGUAUAGAAGAGGAAAACUGUGAUAAGUGCUCGGAACCGAACGAAGAACACACAGAUUGCAAGAGAACAUGUCCUCCAGAAUUGUGCAUUUCCAUUAUUGCGUUGUUCAAUUGUAAAGCUGACGAACCAUGUGAAGCUGGAUGCGCUUGCAAGCCCGGUCACUACAGACAACAGAACAACACGUCGUGCAUACCAGCGUGUCAGUGUCAAGAAAUGGCGGGAACUCCGGAGUGCCGUGCGACUAUCGAGCAAUGACAAACGCACACGCACAAGGCGCGACCUUACAACGUCAACUUGUUUUUGCCAUAGCCAAUCAAUUUUGUUUCUGCAUAUUAAAGCAAGAGAAUUAAGACAUCAAGGUUUUUGCAUAAUGUAUUUUACUUGGUAUAUAAAGCAAAUAAAUAUCUAAACGCGUG